CCCCCAUGGCCUCAUCUGCCUUGCCUAGCAUACCUCACUUCAAAGCUUCUAAAGGCCCUACCGUCCUGCCUAUGUCGUUCUCUGCUUCUUCAGCUCGGUCUUUCUCCUUCGUCCGGUGCUUCUCAUAUCAGCUCUAAUGUUUCCUUCUACCCCCUUUGCGCUAACGUAGCCUGGCGUCGCUCGAAUUGCUCAACAUGUCUACAAAGAACAGAUGGCCCUCGUGGUCCCUCAGGUCUCCCCCAGAGACAUAUCAUAGGGUUGGAGGCCUGCUCCCUAUUGAUACCAUGUUGGCCGAUGACGACGAACGCCCGGCAAAGACAGUCCCAACCAGUCCUACCAAGAGAACCUCAGAACGUGGACAUGGCCAGCGUCCGAGCCUCACAAUCAUCACACCAGAUUAUAAGAACCAAUGUCUGAACUACCAAGGCGCCGCCUUUUCCCCACAGUCUUUUGACGCCGUCCAUGCGGCAUCCAAUCUGCUGGCACUUUUCAAUGACAAGCUGCGUUCACCGAUUACAAGUCCCACUGUAUAUCCUAGAUCCUCUGCCCUACUAGAUAAACCUCUCCCUAGCCAGCCACGUUCGCAAAGCCUUCCAUCGACACCAGAGCCAGUCGAGCUUCCCGGAUCCAUCCUACUCGAAAAUCAGGGUUUCCCUUCUCCACCCCUAGCCACGGGCUGGGCAACCUCUCGCACCAUGAGGUCGGUUCGUAGUGUCAAUUCCGUUGGUCCCACUGCUAGACCAGGCCCACCAAAUAGGCCACGGCACAUGAAGAGCUUAAGUGAGACCACCGUGCAACCGGAACGCUUAAAGAUGCACUCCAACCCCGUCACUCCAUCGUCAUCCACCGGUAGAUCGACCGACAGUAAACUCCCAACGUGCUCUGAAUCGACCAUUGAAGAUUACAACAGUAGUUCCGAUACAGUCAAGGCUCAUGUGGGUCUGGAUGCGCUGCUGAGACCGUCGCCAUUGAUGAUAGGAGGGAAGGGAAGAAGGAUGAGUGGCGAAGGAGCAUCGGGCAACGACCGAUUCCGACGUGGCAGCUCAAACCCUCAGGACAGCCCGGCACGGACCAAACAGAUCGAGGAGCUCAAGUCGACCAUCACAGCGCAGGAUCAGACCAUUUCGACGCUGCAAGCACAGUUCGCAAGUCUGCGUGGGUCGCACGAGGCGCACGUUGCAAGUCUAGUGGACGCACAUUCUGCCGAGACGUCGUCGCUGCGAAAUUACACCAGAGCGCUCGAAGAACAGCAGAAGCAGAGGACCCUCCAUCACACCUCUAGCAACCACCUGCUCUUCUUGCUCGACACCACCGACCCGCCCGCAGUACCAGAAGCAUUCUCACGAGCAUCCACCAGCAGCGCGUCUACCAAUUCAAACCGCCGCCAGUCUUUUGAAACUGCGAUUGAAAGCCAAGCACGUGCACCGUCGCUGCGGUCAGCCAGCGAUUCUUCAGAGAUGGACCGCUUCAAACGAAAGUUAAGUACAACACGACGAACAACCAUAGCCAGUCGCAACAUAUCGCGAGAGUCCAGUACCCAGGAUCCCCGACCUAACAUUCGUUUUGCCCAACAGAGAAAUGCUAAGAGAGCCGCUACUCAAGAGGAGAAUGACCAGGCCAUCGACGCCCAGCUUGAGAAGGUUAUGGAGAGUCUCAAAGCCACCAAAGAGUCGGAGGGGAAAUACAUCAGUAUGCUCGAGGAAGCUGAGAAGACGUGCAUAGAGUACAAGGAAAAGGUGGACCUGUCAGAGAAACUUCACAACAUACAAACGAGCAGCAGCCCAUUCGAUCCUCAACCGCCGAAACUUCAAGUGCCAUCCUCGAUUAUCAAGAACCGGGAAAGUGCGGCCACCGACUUUGCAGAUUUCUCGCCAAUCAGUCCACAAGACCAGUCGGAACUGCGGACAAUGCUCACGACUCUCAUGGACCACGUGGAUCGAUUGCAGAUACAAAUACGAGACAAGGACACUGAAAUUUCCGUGAUGAGCCAGAACUAUGAAGCACUGAAGGCUGAACAUGAAAAGAUGUGUCUGGAAUCCGAAAUUCAGAGCCAGCUGCUCCACAAGACAAAGCAGGAUGAGAUUCAUAUUGAGGAGCUGCGUACGAAAAUCAUCGAUCGCGAAUCCACUAUUGGGGAGAAGAGCCGAGCAUUGGAGCAGGCGGAGAGACAGCUCGAUUGCCACAAGUGGCUGUUAGAGGCCGAAAUUAGGCGAAAUGCCGCACUCAAACUAUCAGGUGAGGUAGGAAAUGAUGCUCUUCCUGAUCCGACUGCCCUUACUUCCAAGGAAGAAAUCGAUCGUUGGGUAGAUAGGCUUCACAAACAACUGAAGAGCAGCAAAGUCAAGCAAAACGGUGAAGCAGCUGACGAUAGCCUGGGUGCUACGGUGAAUGGCCUACGGAAGGAGAUUGAAUUUUACGUCCGAGAGAUCAUCUACUACAAGCUGGACGUCCGCGGCUACAAAUCCGACAUCAAGAAGCUGAAGAAGAUCGUGGGUUCUUCAGACCGGAGCGGACGCUCGGGAGAUAUUCUCUCACCAAUUUCCCAAGUUUCCCCAACGCCCUUUUCGCCUGUGCAGGCAAAUCUUCCAGCAAACCUGGCUGGUCAUGAACCGUCAGUGCAACAACCCCCAUCUCUACCCCCCAUCCGGACAGACGCAUUGCCUAUCAACAUGCCCACGGAGCAACCCAUCACACCAGAUCGCUCUCCAGAAGGCGAGGAUACCCAGACAAUGAGCAAGAUCACUUCUUUACGUGUUGAUCUCCAACGGCCCAUGACGCCCCCCAAUACAAAUCGUCUCAGUCUUACGGAUGAAGCAGGCAAUGCCGAUCCAGGCAUUUCCCCACGAUCCAAUAAAAAGCUCUCGCCCGAGCGCAGAAAACCUACACCUCCAUCUCCAGAUCAAGAGAGAUUUGGAGAUUUGGCAACAAGCUUCCCAUUGAGCACUCCCGCUUCUCCUAAGCGACAUGGGGCAGGAAUGGAAGAUGGCAACCGAUCGCCUGGUGCUUCAGAGGGCCCACGGACCAAGACCUCAGAAAUUCCGGACCGGCCUCCUCGACCACAAAUAGGGUUGUUUGAGUCACCUGCCGGUGUAACAACUUAUGCUCCUCGCAAAGAUGUUAUAGCUGAAGCAAUGCAACAUGCUCCAGCGCCUGCGCCUGCACCCUUUCACUCUUCAGCAUCAACCUUCCCUGUCACAUCUUUCCAUGAUGACACCAUGAGCGAUGCUCCUCGUCUUGACGAUCAGGCAACACUCCCUCUUAAACACCCGAAGAGACCGAGCACGUCAUCCAGUGUUAGCUCAACUUACUCCAUAGUUCCUGCUACUACGCGCGUGCCCUCUGCUUCUUGCCCUAUUACCCGGAACGUCAAGAUUCUUCCCCCAAGCUUACGCACCGGCGUCGGCGGAACAAUGGCGAGCACGACACCAACGAACAGUCCUAUAUCUCCUGGGGAGGCCUUUAAUCUCCCCACUAAUACUGUUCCUGGCGAAUCCUCAUCCUCUCCACCGUCCCGCAAUAACAGCUCUGGCUCAACUAAUGGUAACAGCAAGAUGGGUAAAGCCUUCUCAGUCGCUUCCUCAGUCGCUUCCUCAGCCGCAACAUCUUCUCCUCGUUCCCGAAAAGCAAUACUGGCUAGUCCUUCGCGUGCUGCUAGCAGCAGCUCUACCUCCGCUCUCAAGCAAGCCAUCAAUUUGCCUGCGAGAUUGGAGUUUAUGAAGGGUAAAGGAAAGAGUAGUCCGAAGAAGGAAAGCAUCGGCCCACCAACUUUGCUAGCGAGCCCGUUUGAUAUCGAUCGGUCGUCGGUCAAGGUCGAGGUCGAGGUCGAGCGCUUGCAAGACAAGAGCGAAAAUGACGAAUUCAUUGGAAGGGCUGUGUGA
Periconia digitata is the source of this 3878-nucleotide messenger RNA. The record is from the annotation of a GenBank genome assembly. Lineage: Eukaryota; Fungi; Ascomycota; Dothideomycetes; Pleosporales; Periconiaceae.